UCCAAGACAACUAAUUGCAUUGCAUAAGCCUUAUUAAUUUGUUCUUGUUGUUUAUAGCUGAACACUUCAUCUAUUUUUGCAAACCCUUGAAAUAAGAAGUCGUCGGCGAAGAUGAUGCACAUGACCUUUUACUGGAGCCGGAAGGUGAAUCUCCUGAUUGAUUCCUGGCAGACCGAGGAUUGGACCGAUUAUCUUCUCACCCUUCUUGCAUGCCUCAUCGUUUCCGCUUUCUACCAGUUCAUUGAGAAUCGUAGAAUUUGCCUCAAGCUCAUCGGCGCUGGAAAACCCUUCCCGUCGGAGAUCCAGACCCCUCUGUUAAAGCGGAAGCUCACCGGAAACGGGGCCAAAUUGGGCGUGAAGGUCGCUGGGGCGAUUCUCUUUGGGCUGAGCUCGGCCAUAGGGUAUUUCUUGAUGUUAUCGGUUAUGUCCUUCAACGGAGGGGUCUUUGUGGCCAUCGUCUUGGGUCUCGCUGUUGGUUACUUUUUCUUCAGGAACGAGGGUGAAGAUUCCAUUACAGUAGACACUUCUUGCGCCUGUGCUUAAAUUCAGUCACUUUUAAAUCUUUCAAUCUUCUCAGCUGAAAACCGUACUUGUUGUUUAUUAUUCCCUGUUUUAAUUUAGUCCUAUUGAUUAUGGAUAUGUAAUUUCAUGUAUGGAUAUGUAAUUUCAUGUAUGGAAUUGUAAUUAAAUAUAACUGUGAUAAUGGGAAGUGGGAACCCUUGAUUGAUUCUAAAGUUUAAUAUAUUUUUCGGCA
Molecule: messenger RNA, 754 nt
Organism: Vigna umbellata (rice bean)
Lineage: Eukaryota; Viridiplantae; Streptophyta; Magnoliopsida; Fabales; Fabaceae
Product: copper transporter 5.1
Biological process (GO): copper ion transmembrane transport
Cellular component (GO): plasma membrane
Molecular function (GO): copper ion transmembrane transporter activity
Source: RefSeq, a predicted model, not a curated record